This is a messenger RNA of Mesocestoides corti, 1986 nucleotides long. NCBI's taxonomy places the organism in Eukaryota, Metazoa, Platyhelminthes, Cestoda, Cyclophyllidea, Mesocestoididae. The record is from the annotation of a GenBank genome assembly.
AUGAUAUGCAGCGACGAUCCUAAUCAGCAUCCGCGCCAGGAAAGCACGAUUGAUUUUCCACCCACUCAUCCAGCUGAUUCUCCACAACCCACUUCCCCAAAUGCCGGUAGUAGUAUUAGUAGUAGUGGUUGUAGGAAAAGGGGGCACAAGAAAAGCACGCAUUAUUACUUUCAAGCGGGUGGAGAAGAGGCUCGAGAGGAAGAAGUCCUGUACCCGAACAAUUCAAUGGCCGUCGACCCACCCCAGCACUUCGCACCACCUUGGCAAUUUGAGCAGUCAGGCUUCCCAGUUUACACAACCAGUCAUGAAGGCCAGUGUCCGGGACUCUUUCCUCCACACCAGAGCAUCCUCAGUGUGAACCAUGUGCUCACUUGGAAUCCUGAAAGUGAUGAUGCAUGGAAAAAUAGUUCCCCCUUUCCCCCUGAGGCGUACGUCCAGGCCACCUCCACCGACUACAGCUCCUUCUGGCCAAGGAAUCCCCAUGAUCAACAAUUCGUGGGUGAGGAGACGAAACCCGAUUUUCUAUUCUACCCUCUCCCCCGAUCUGAAAAUAUUUACGAGGGACCCUUUAGACUUCCGACUGACGGUGGUGGCCAACACGCUUUUCAUGCCCCUUACGUGGAGGAGUACCUAACACAAAGUGAGGAAAUAAAAUCGCCGUAUUCUUUUCCCAUUAACGGCCACUUGCCGCUGGUUCAAUUUCAACCCGAAGACAACUCCACUGCCACGAUUUCAACUUCUUCUUUGGAAUCCGAAAUGAAUGUCACUAAUAACUCGAGUAGCGAAUCGGAGGCCAAAAUGAACCACCUCCUUCGUUCGGCUGGAUUCGAGUCUCUUCCACUGUGUUUCAAAGAGGGAGAGGGUUGGGUCGCUUCUCCCUACAUUCCGCCGCCGCCGCCUCCUCCUCCCGUGAGUGUGGCCAACUCCCUUCUCUCCGAACAGCUCUCAUCUAGUCGACCUGUCACGGAGGCCGCCGUUGUGAAAUCGCCGGUAGAGGACACCAUCUCUACGGGUUUUCCUCUUCUUCCACCUUUUUCGCUACCUGCAGCCUACCGCCUUAUUCCACCCGCUGAAAAUGCUGAGUUCGAGUUCUCCCAAGUGGGUCCCGAGUCCUCACCCAACUCGGGAGGUGAAAAUCCCCCUCCUCCGCAGGAGGAAUUUCCUUCCUCCGACGAUUUGGAACACUUUGCGAAACUCUUCAAACAACGGCGGAUUAAAAUGGGCUACACCCAGGCAGACGUUGGACUUGCUCUCGGCACACUCUACGGAAAUGUCUUCAGUCAGACCACAAUUUGCCGCUUUGAAGCGCUCCAACUGUCCUUCAAGAAUAUGUGCAAAUUAAAACCACUGCUUCAAAAGUGGCUGCAUGAGGCCGAUUGUUGCACGGGAACAACGAGUAACUUUGACAAGGUAACGACCCAGGGCAGGAAACGCAAAAAGAGGACAAGCAUUGAAGUGGGUGUGAAGGGAGUGCUGGAGGGGCACUUCAUCAGGCAACCGAAACCUGCUGCCCAGGAUAUCACGAACCUCGCUGAUACUCUCGGUUUGGAGAAGGAGGUGGUGAGGGUGUGGUUUUGCAAUCGGCGGCAGAAACAGAAACGCCUGAAUCCAGCUGCUUUUGAAAACGGCGGUGACACGAGUGAAAACUCCCUCCGAGGCGGGGAAGGCGGGUCCAACUACAGUAGCCCCCCUUUCUGUGGUGGUGGUGGUGGUGGGGAGCUGACUCACCAGAUGACACACUCGCCUUAUCCUACCGGUGGAAAUUUUUUUCAAGAAAAUUCCUCACAUAUCUACUUUGACGGGGGAUUCCCUCAGCCUGCUACAACACAGGCCUGUGAAUACCCACCACCUCCUCCCCCUUCCUGUCUAAUCCUCGCUCCACCCUCUGAGUACUCUCUGCCGCACUUACAACCAAUCGAAAAGCCCCCUGAGGUGGCCCCCUACCCUUCGACUCCACUGCCCGACACUGCAAUUUACUCAAUUUAA